UUACAAAGUUUGUCUAAGCAACAUUUACAAGGCUAUUUCUGAAUUGUUUUCAUCAGAUAAAGUACUCUGUAAUCGUCUUUUCUGGCAUCUGCAAAGUGAUUUAGUUAAACAUGAAACGAACAUCUGAGGAAAAUGUUUAAGUCGUUCAGACAUGGACGGCCUGAUGGAGAAGAGUGAAGAGGAGGUGAAACAUCAUGUCAAAACUGGAGAUAAAACUCACUCACAGACUGAAAGUAUUUCUUCCCUGGAAAGAAGAGACAAGAAAUGUUUCACCUGCCGUCAGUGUGGAAAGAGUUUCACACACAAACAUACUCUCGAGGAACACAUGAGGAUCCACACUGGAGAGAGACUGCAUGGAUGUGAUCAAUGUGGCAAAACAUUUUUGUUUGCUUCAUACCUGAAGAGCCACCUGAAAUAUCAUUCACAGGAGAAACCACAUUUGUGUUCUUUGUGUGGAAAGAGUUUUAAAUACAAACUGAGUCUUGAGAUUCACACGAGGAUCCACACCGGAGAGAAACCGUUCACAUGUGAUCAUUGUGGGAAGAGUUUUAGACAAUCAUACAGUUUAAAGGAACACAUGAACAUCCACACUGGAGAAAAGCCGUACGAAUGUGAUCAAUGUGGCAGAAUAUUUUCGAGGUCUUCAGGCCUGUACACCCACAUGAAAGUUCAUUCACAGGAGAAACCACAUUCAUGUUCUUUGUGUGGAAAGAGAUUUUCGCUGCUGCAGAGUUUAAAAGAACAUCUGAAAAGACAUACUGGUGUAAAAGAUCAUAAGUGCUUGGAGUGUGGAAAAAGUUUUAUUACAGCUGCAGAUUUGAAAAUUCACUGGAGGUCUCACACUGGAGAGAAACCUUACAAGUGUUCACACUGCGACAAGAGAUUCAGACGGACAGGACAUCUGAAAACACACGAGAGGAUCCACACUGGAGAGAAACCGUAUCACUGCACUGCAUGUGGGAAGAGUUUCACUCAAAUAUCUUCUCUAAUCAGUCAUAAAAAAUACAACCACACCACAACGAGCAACAGGACAAAGAAACAUCAUCUAAAUUUGUCACAGUGAAUAAAGUUCAUCCUCAAGACCAGCAGUUAGAUUCAGAUCCACAAUAUGGACAAUAUCUAAAAGGUUUAUUCUCGUAUAUCAUUUUUCUUCAUGGUAUAAAAUAUUUAAUUAUGCUUUAUUAAGAGUUAAAUAUUAUGUUCAAUUUUUAUGAUGCAUAUUGUUUAUACUUUAAUGAAGGAAAUUAGUUUUUUACAUGUUUUUUUUUUGUUUGUAUUGAGAGACCCUUCUCAUUUGUUUACACUCUGUAUUUGCUUCACCAGUUAACUUUUAUUGUCUACUUAUUCUUCUUGCAUGAAGAAUAAUGUAAUAAUUUUAGUAACAUUUAAAAGCCAUUAAAAUAUUGUGCUUUAA
Ctenopharyngodon idella (grass carp) is the source of this 1414-nucleotide messenger RNA. Its product is annotated as gastrula zinc finger protein XlCGF7.1-like. NCBI's taxonomy places the organism in Eukaryota, Metazoa, Chordata, Actinopteri, Cypriniformes, Xenocyprididae. The transcript is spliced from 3 exons. The record is from RefSeq and is a predicted model, not a curated record. Gene Ontology annotation, cellular component: nucleus. Bases 152 to 1063 code for a protein of 303 amino acids.